Endocarpon pusillum Z07020 is the source of this 957-nucleotide messenger RNA. RefSeq lists its product as uncharacterized. The transcript is spliced from 5 exons. Lineage: Eukaryota; Fungi; Ascomycota; Eurotiomycetes; Verrucariales; Verrucariaceae. The coding region runs from base 1 to 957 and encodes 318 amino acids. The record is from RefSeq and is a predicted model, not a curated record.
AUGGCGGAAGCCUUCGGCUUUUCGACCGGCGACUUCAUCAACAGUAUCAACCUCGUUAAAGACAUCAUCAAAGCUCUGAAUGACAGCAAGGGAUCAUCAAGAGAAUAUCUAGAAGUCAUCGCCGAGCUGAGAGGUCUUGAAACGGUCCUCAUACUCGUCAAAACCCAGUACAACACAACAGCACAGAUCAGUCAGAGAACCGCUUUGCGUCAGGCUGUGGAAGAUUGUCACACCUGUAUCGACAAUUUCCUUCGGUCGAUUCAGAAGUACCAUGGACACCUUACUACGCUUGGGUCAAACAACAAAUGGAAAGAUGGACUGCGAAAAAUUCAGUGGCAUCUGUGUAAGGCGGAUGAACUCUCCUCGUUCCGCCUACGCAUCGCUUCCCAGGUCCAGAAUAUCGAGAUGCUUUUGGUCACCAUCCAAGCCUCAGCGCUUUCACUGUCCACUCAGUCCGCCCAAGCUCAAGAGCGGGAGCUGAAAUGUCAAACUGGUGAACUGUCCAGCAUGACCUUUAGCAUGCUUCAAAAGAUCCAAGACUCCCUGCCUCUACAGGUCAUGCUACAGAAACCGGUCAUGUUCCUGGACGCUUUAGAUCGGUUAGCGCCUAUUCAUUUAGAGUGGAUCAACAGCCACGAGGCUUUCUUUGCCGUGUUGAAGGUUCGCUUCAAACACGUUGGCCUCCAGAUGAUCAAAAGCGGCCAGUUUGCACUACAGGCGACGAAGAGGAAGAGAGACGUGGACUUAAACAGACCUUGGGACAGCUGCCUGUACCCUGGUCAGGCUUAUGAUAUGACUUGCCACUAUCUGUGCUUUGACAACCCUGGUGAGGAAAUCACCUGCAAGAACUGCCAGACCACCUUUCAGCGAGUUUUGAAGUGUCUGAGGACAACAGUAGCAACGAAGAAGAAACUGUACCUCUUUCGGGACACAAAGACUUGGUUAAUUUACAACUGA